GGUACAGAUAUUAAUAAGAGACUGUAUCUGAAUCAGAUUGUAGAAGGUAAAAAUGGCGGGAGCUGACGAGAAACUAGAGCUGAUUAAACGGAAUCUACAGGAAGUUAUAGGAGAAGAUAGAUUAAAGAUAAUAUUAAAAGAGAGAGAUGUUAAACUGUACUGGGGAACAGCCACCACUGGUAAACCACAUGUAGCCUAUUUCGUACCAAUGACUAAAAUAGCUGAUUUCUUAAAGGCAGGUUGUGAGGUAACAAUAUUAUUUGCUGAUUUACAUGCGUACCUAGACAAUAUGAAAGCUCCCUGGCCAUUGUUACAUCUGAGAGCGGAAUAUUAUCAAAGAAUUAUUCAAUCCAUGUUAAAAUCUCUGGGAGUUCCGUUAGAUAAAUUAAAAUUCGUCAAGGGUACUGAUUACCAACUAUCGAGGGAAUACACAUUAGAUGUAUACAGGUUAUCAUCUAUUGUAACAGAACAUGAUGCGUUGAAAGCUGGCGCGGAAGUUGUCAAACAAGUAUCAUCUCCUCUACUCAGUAGUUUACUGUAUCCUAGUUUACAGGCAUUAGAUGAAGAAUAUUUAAAAGUUGAUGCUCAAUUUGGUGGAGUGGACCAGAGAAAAAUCUUUGUUUAUGCUGAAAAAUAUCUUCCACAGUUAGGAUACACUAAAAGAAUUCAUCUGAUGAAUCCAAUGGUGCCAGGCCUGACUGGAGGUAAAAUGAGUGCAUCUGAUCCAGAUUCUAAAAUAGAUCUACUUGACUCUCCAGCUGAUCUGAAGAAGAAGUUAAAGAAAGCGUUCUGUGAGCCUGGUAAUAUAGAGAAUAACGGAGUAUUGGCGUUCUGUAAAUUUGUCCUCUAUCCUGUUUAUAACGAGAUUAAAAUAGAAAGAACAGAAGAACAUGGUGGAAAUAAAACAUACGAUAAUUUUACAGAUUUACAGGAAGAUUUUAGAUUAGAGAAAGUACACCCAGGAGAUUUAAAGGCAUCGGUAGAAAAAGCAUUGAAUAAAUUACUGGAACCAAUUAGAAAAGAAUUUGAAUCAGCAGAACUGAAAAAAUUAACGGCAGAAGCCUACCCCCCACCAGAAAAGAAGGGAGCGAGUGUUGAAGAAAUCAUUCCUAGUAGAUUAGAUUUACGUGUCGGGAAAAUUAUCUCCGUAGAAAAGCAUCCUGAUGCUGAAAGUUUAUUUGUGGAGAAAGUUGACUUAGGAGAAGAGAAUCCCCGUACUGUGGUGAGUGGUUUGAAUAAUCUGUAUCCGAUGGAGAAACUACAAGACCGACUAGCUGUGUUUGUUUGUAAUCUAAAACCAGCCAAAAUGAGAGGAGUUUUAUCAGAGGCCAUGUUGAUGUGUGCUUCUACCCCUGAAUCUGUGGAACCUCUCGAGCUACCAAGUGGUACCAGUCUUGGAGAACGUGUUUUCUUCGAAGGUUACGAACAAAAUCAACCAGAUGAAAAAUUAAAUCCCAAGAAAAAAAUCUGGGAAAAAUUACAGCCUGAUCUACAUAUAUCUGGUGAGGGUGUGGCUCAAUGGCAGGCGUGUAAUAUGAUUACAAAACUAGGCAUUGUCACUGUACCAUCGUUAAAAAAUGUUUCAAUUAAAUAAACUUUACAGCUUCACUUAACUUAUAAAAUAUAUCAUCAGCUAAAAUC
Lottia gigantea (owl limpet) is the source of this 1641-nucleotide messenger RNA. RefSeq lists its product as hypothetical. Bases 53 to 1594 code for a protein of 513 amino acids. Gene Ontology annotation, biological process: tyrosyl-tRNA aminoacylation. The transcript is spliced from 12 exons. Gene Ontology annotation, molecular function: tyrosine-tRNA ligase activity; ATP binding; tRNA binding. Lineage: Eukaryota; Metazoa; Mollusca; Gastropoda; Lottiidae. The record is from RefSeq and is a predicted model, not a curated record.